Messenger RNA from Ictalurus furcatus (blue catfish), 2013 nucleotides. RefSeq names its product lefty1 (gene lft1). Gene Ontology annotation, molecular function: cytokine activity; growth factor activity; transforming growth factor beta receptor binding. The transcript is spliced from 4 exons. Gene Ontology annotation, biological process: BMP signaling pathway; SMAD protein signal transduction. Gene Ontology annotation, cellular component: extracellular region. Lineage: Eukaryota; Metazoa; Chordata; Actinopteri; Siluriformes; Ictaluridae. Bases 1 to 1077 code for a protein of 358 amino acids. The record is from RefSeq and is a predicted model, not a curated record.
AUGACUUCUGUUUUUGCCUCCUGCUUCCUCUGCGCGCUCAUUCUGGCACUGACAGAAGCCUUUACGCACGACGACAUGAAGGAUUCCCUGCUGAAAAAACUAGGACUCAGCGAAGUUCCUCAGAUUCAUAAACGGGACCUGGAGAACCUGGUGGUACCGGCGCACAUUAAGAACAAGUACGUGUCCAUGCUGAAGCUGCACCACGAAAGGAGGCGCCGCUCUCUUCCCAGUUUGGCAGGGAUUUUACGCGGCAUCCCGGGUAACGCAGACAUCUCUGGGGAGUUCGUGUAUUCUGACACGACCCGUCAGCGCGUGGUGUUCGAGAUGAACUCAAGGAUUCCGGACAACAGCGAGGUGACCAUGGCCGAGCUGAAGCUGUAUAAGAAAGCGUCGCACAAGCGAUCCAUGCCCGAGAGGAAGGGUCAGAGGCCAGUAAACAACGCGCGAGUCAGCAUUUACUGGGUGGAUGUGCUCGGGAACGGCUCGAACCGCACUUCCCUCGUCGAUUCCAGGUUGAUUCCCAUCCAUGAAGCGGGCUGGAAGAGCUUCGAUGUCACGCAGGCUAUACAUUAUUGGUCCAAGAGUGAGCGGAACGCACCCAUGCACCUGGAGGUGUGGAUCGAGGGCGAGAGACCCGGCAGUUACGCGGCGGAAAUGGCCAAGAACGUCCAGUUUACCACUCAGGAGCCGAGCGACAUCCUGGGGAAACCCGAACUCGUCCUCUACACACUUAACCUUGAAGAGUUUGGUUCACACGGCGACUGCGAGCCAAACAAACAUAAGGACGUGUGCUGCCGUGAGGAGUACUUCAUUAAUUUCCGCGCUCUGACCUGGACGCAGUACUGGGUGAUCGAGCCUGCGGGGUACCAGGCGUUCCGCUGUGCGGGGGGCUGCAGGCAGCCACAGCGAGGGCUUUACACUUACGGCCAGAGGAAAUGCGCGGUGGUGGAAAGCUCCCCGCUGCCGAUGAUGUACCUGGUGAAGAAGGGCGAUUACACCGAAAUCGAAGUGGCCGAAUUUCCGAACAUGAUCGUGGAGAAGUGCGGCUGCGCCAUGGACAACACCUCCCUUGUGUGACCCCAAAACCCCCGUUCCAGACGCACAGUACUUACAGCUUCUAUUAAGCUUGGACUUUUUUCUUUUCUUUCUUUCUUUCUUUUUGUAUGAACAUUGGCCUCUGGCCUGGCUGAAUGACAUCAAGCACUUUGUAUUAACUUUGUAUGUAUUUGGUGUAAUUAAACGUAUUAUUAUUAUUAUUAUAUUUUUUAAUUAUUAUUAUUUUUUGCAUUGGCAACCGGUACGACGCCGCAUUAAACACUGGAAUUAAUUAGAAGUUAUAUUUUGGACUGCGUUUUCACUGUGUUGGUGUAUGAAGUAAACUAUUUUUCACUCUGUGUGUGUGUGUGUGUGUGUGUGUGUGUGUGUGUGUGUGUGUUCAUUUGGAUUACAGCUUUGGUUAUUGCAGUGUUUGUGUUUGCAUGGAGCGCAGACUGUUGGCACACAAGUCCAUCACAGCUUUGUUUACUCUGUUUUGCAUACACGACCUGCACAGCGUGCACCGGAGCACUAUAUUUGACAUUUGAAGAGGGAAAAAAAUGUCAAUUGUCUUUUAAAACUCUGGCAAGAGGACUAUGCUCGACGUGAGUGACGUAUAACGACGUGUAACGUAAGAGUUGAAGUGAAUGCACACGGGCUUCAGGGUGUAGGCUGCGCGUCAGAAGGAUCCGUUCAGGCUAGUUCUCUCCAAGUGUGGUGAAUUUGCGCACAUACGUAGAUAACUAAAUGGAAACGCUAGCAGCAUGCUGAAAACAGGGCCAAAAACAGCAAAGUUUUUGCGCUUGAGAAAAGUAUGAAGGUUGGCAAUACAGAACAUAGUCUAACAGCAACUCAUUUAUCAAAAUGAAAACCACUAUUUUUAAUCAUACCUUAAGAGACUCGGAAAAUAACAUGUUAUUUAAUAUCAGAUGUGUCAUAUAAGAUGAAUUCGGGUACACUAUACUGUAUGGGCAAAAA